Diutina rugosa is the source of this 792-nucleotide messenger RNA. RefSeq names its product uroporphyrinogen-III synthase (gene HEM4). Gene Ontology annotation, molecular function: uroporphyrinogen-III synthase activity. The record is from RefSeq and is a predicted model, not a curated record. The coding region runs from base 1 to 792 and encodes 263 amino acids. The transcript has a single exon. Gene Ontology annotation, biological process: uroporphyrinogen III biosynthetic process. NCBI's taxonomy places the organism in Eukaryota, Fungi, Ascomycota, Pichiomycetes, Serinales, Debaryomycetaceae.
AUGGCACGGCCAGUACUUCUUUUGAAGAACCCCAGUACUCCACUGGACCCUUACGACGAAGAGUUUAGGAGGCAUGGAUACCAUCCUGUGUUCAUCCCGCUUCUCCACCACUCUCACUGGGACCGAAAUGACACCAUUGGCUACUUGACCAGUAACGAGUUCUUAACCACGCCCACGUUCAUUAUCACCAGUAAACGGGGGGUGGAGAUGUUUGAUGACUGUCUCCUGGACGUGGACGAGGCUACCCGCUGCGAGAUCUUCGGCAAAACCGCCUACACCGUGGGCCCGGCUACCGCCGAUGAGCUCAGUCGCAUUGGCUUUACCAAUGUCAGAGGUGGGGAACAAGCGGGAAAUGGACGUAAGCUUGCGGAAAUCAUCUACCAAGAGCUUGGCCCCGGUAACCAUCGCAUGGUGUUUUUCACUGGUGAGAUUCGUAAAGACAUUCUUCCCAAGGCGCUUUUAAACUACGGCUUUGACCUUACUGAGAGAGUGAUCUACAAGACUGAAGACCGCGAUGAUAUCGAAGACCAAUUUACCCAGGCAUGGACUCAACACCGUGACCAGAACCCGUGGAUUGUGUUUUUUCUGCCUCAGGGGACUGAGUCAAUUGUCGCGACACUUACGGCGCCGCGACAGUCGGGAGAAGCGCCGGCAGCGGGGCAGGUGCCGGUGGCACUGAUCGGCCCCACCACUGAAGAAUACCUCAAAGACAACCACAUCACUCCCACGGUGGUGGCGGCGAAGCCCACCGCCAAACUGCUCGUGGACGCCAUUCUCUCCCUCGCUCAAUAG